Pseudozyma flocculosa PF-1 is the source of this 1818-nucleotide messenger RNA. RefSeq lists its product as uncharacterized. Gene Ontology annotation, cellular component: cytosol. NCBI's taxonomy places the organism in Eukaryota, Fungi, Basidiomycota, Ustilaginomycetes, Ustilaginales, Ustilaginaceae. The transcript has 2 exons. The record is from RefSeq and is a predicted model, not a curated record. The coding region runs from base 1 to 1818 and encodes 605 amino acids. Gene Ontology annotation, biological process: 'de novo' IMP biosynthetic process. Gene Ontology annotation, molecular function: IMP cyclohydrolase activity; phosphoribosylaminoimidazolecarboxamide formyltransferase activity.
AUGUCUGCCUCUCAGUCGACGGCGAUCCUUUCCGUCUAUGACAAGACCGGUCUGCUCGAGCUCGCCAAGGGCCUCCAUGCCAAGGGCGUGAGGCUGCUCGGCAGCGGUGGCACCGCCAAGAUGGUCCGCGAGGCUGGCCUGCCCAUCGGCGACGUGUCGGACAUCACAAAGGCACCCGAGAUGCUCGGUGGCCGCGUCAAGACGCUCCACCCUGCCGUCCACGGCGGCAUUCUCGCCCAGACGUCCAAGGAGUCGGACCGCGCCGAUCUCCAGGCGCAGAACAUUGCCCCCAUCGACAUUGUCGUCUGCAACCUCUACCCUUUUGAGGAGACGAUUGCCCGCGAGCCUGCGCCCACCAUCGCCCAGUCGGUCGAGGAGGUCGACAUCGGCGGUGUCACGCUGCUGCGCGCCGCCGCCAAGAACCACGAGCGGGUCUGGAUCCUCAGCGACCCUAAGGACUACCCGCGCUUCCUCGAGCAGUUUGACCAGACCGGCGCCGAGGCCCAGGCCAGCCGCAACCUGCUCGCCGUCAAGGCCUUUAGCCAGACGGCCAAGUACGACGAGGCGAUCAGCAACUACUUCCGACAGCAGUACGCCUCGUCGGCCGGCGCUUCGGCCACCGGCGUCGUCCAGCAGCUGCCCCUGCGCUACGGCGCCAACCCGCACCAGAAGCCCGCCCAGGCCUUUGUCACCAAGGGCGAGAUGCCCGUCAAGGCGCUCGCCGGCUCGCCGGGCUACAUCAACCUGCUCGACAGCCUCAACGCCUGGGCGCUCGUCAAGGAGCUGGCCGAGGCCACUGGCCUGCCCGCCGCCGCGUCGUUCAAGCACGUCUCGCCCGCCGGUGCUGCCGUUGCCGUGCCGCUGAGCGAGGUCGAGGCCAAGGCCUACUUUGUCGAUGACCUCGGCCAGCUGAGCCAGCUGGCCACCGCCUACGCCCGUGCCCGUGGUGCGGACCGCAUGUCUUCGUUCGGCGACAUCAUUGGGUUGAGCCACGUUUGUGAUGCCCAGACGGCGCGCAUCAUCGGCCGCGAGGUGAGCGACGGUGUCAUCGCGCCCGGCUACGAGCCCGAGGCGCUCGAGAUCCUGUCCAAGAAGAAGGGCGGCAAGUACUGCGUGCUGCAGAUGGACCCGAACUACGAGCCCGACCUGGUCGAGACGCGCCAGGUCUACGGCGUCUCGCUGCAGCAGCGCCGCAACGACGUCAAGAUUGAAAAGUCGCUCUUCACCAACAUUGUCUCGGACAAGAAGGACGUACCCGAGAGCGCGCUCCUCGACCUGACGGUGGCCACGCUGGCGCUCAAGUACACGCAGUCCAACAGCGUCUGCUACGCGCUCAACGGCCAGGUCAUUGGCCUGGGCGCCGGCCAGCAGUCGCGCAUCCACUGCACGCGCCUGGCCGGGUCCAAGGCCGACAACUGGUGGCUGCGCCAGCACCCGCGCACCCUCUCGCUUCCCUUCAAGAAGGGCGCCAAGCGACCGGAAAAGAGCAACGUCAUUGACCUCUUCGUCGAGGGCACCGUCGAGGGCGACGACAUGGCCAACACCCAGGAGCGAAAGGAGUGGGAGGCCAUGUUUGACAGCGUCCCGCCGCCGCUCUCGGUCCAGGAGCGCAGGGAGCACGCCGCCAAGCUCAAGAACGUCGUCGUCGCCUCCGACGCCUUCUUCCCCUUCCCCGACAACGUCCACCGCGCCGCGCGGUCGGGCGCCGGCUACAUCGCCGCGCCCGGCGGCAGCGUCAUGGACGACGCCUGCAUCGAGGCCGCCAACGGCCACGGCAUCGUCGUUGCCAGGACCAACCUCAGGCUGUUCCACCACUAG